UGCUGCCUUGUCACUCGUCACCAAGUAUGGACCGUGAAGCUAUAAAAAUUGCAAAUUGGAACGCUUGCUCACUGACGAACAAGCAUAGAGAGCUUCUCGAUUUCCUCAACACCAAGGAGGUCGACAUUGCUAUUAUCACCGAGACGCACUUGAAGCCCGAACUGAACGUAUUCCUUCCCGACUUCCGGCUCGUUAGACUUGAUCGCACCUGCUCUGGAGGUGGAGGAGUGGCCAUCGCUGCAAGACGGAACAUCAGUUGCCGGCUGCUACCAAACUUCCAGCUGAAAACAAUUGAAGCCAUCGGAGUGGAGGUGAGCACAUCACUUGGCCCAAUCACCAUCAUCGCGGCCUACUGCCCAAAGCAAACCCACAUCAGGGACGGGUCGUCAGUGGCCUUCCGCAAAGACAUCAUCAAACUCACCCGGAGGAGCGGGAACUUUCACCGCUUCCGCUCAACAAUCAACGGGCCCUUAGCACCCCCGCUGGGUAUUCUCCAACUGAGCAAGUGGCUGUGUCAGAUUGAAAAUUGGAACGCUUGUUCGCUGCUUGACUUCAUUAAUGCCAAGGAAAUCGACAUUGCCGUCAUCACCGAAACCCAUCUGAAACCGGAAGUCAACAUCUACCUAUCGGACUUUCGGCUCUCAAAAGCCGACAGCACCAGUGCAAGAGUAGAGGGAGUAGCCGUUGCAGUGGCGGGGAAAAUACAUCAUCGCUGGCGACCUGAAUGUCAAACAUCAAGCUUGGGGCAACUGUCGGCGCAAUCAAAACGGCACCAUCCUGAACAACGAUCUGCAGGAAGCACAGUAGAACAUCUUCAGUCCGGACACUCCCACCCGGUUGAGUAG
This is a messenger RNA of Ochlerotatus camptorhynchus, 845 nucleotides long. RefSeq lists its product as uncharacterized. The record is from RefSeq and is a predicted model, not a curated record. The coding region runs from base 27 to 845 and encodes 272 amino acids. Lineage: Eukaryota; Metazoa; Arthropoda; Insecta; Diptera; Culicidae. The transcript is spliced from 4 exons.